UCGAUGAGAUUACCGCCGGCGACAAUUGAUCCAAGUCCGGUCGAUGCGACACUUCUUUGGGGACAUGGCCAACAUCGUAUUGACUCUGUUUGGACAAACGAGGCUGGUGAUCGAUCUUUCCAUGUUCGAGGUACGACCAUUUUAGUACCUUACCGUGAGCUUUAUCGGCCAUAUCUCGAAGCGGCAGGCUUGUUAAGUGUCGUGCCCCUAGUCCCUAUGAACCCCGAUGCGAGUUUGAUUACUGCACUCGUAGAGCGGUGGCGACCCGAGACGUCGACCUUCCAUCUACCGUGUGGUGAGGUCACGAUCACGUUAGAGGACGUUGUUACACUGUCCGGUUUGGCGAUCGACGGUGAUGCCGUCGUAGUUGAUAUACCGGAUGAGGAGUGGUCGGCGAUCUGUUUGCGACUGUUAGGACGGGUUCCUUAUGAUCUUGUAGGCGGGGUCGCUGUUGUUAGGAUUACAUGGCUGAGGGUUGAAUUCAGCCAUCUGCCGGAUGAUGCAUCACAGGAGGUUAUAGAGCAGUUUGCACGAGCUUAUGCUCUAUCUCUGAUUGGAGGUGUACUUUUCCCGGAUCGGUCUGGAUCUACAGUGCACCUACAGUACCUACUUCUGAUUGAGGAUUGGGAGAGGGCUGGAGGGUUCGCAUGGGGAGCUGCUGUUUUAUCCUACCUGUACCGUGAGAUGGGUAGGUCGACUUUGCACAUUUCGCAUACCGGCACUUCUCUAGCCGGUGACCUUGGUGGAUGGGUCCUACUGCAGUUCUGGGCGUGGGAGCGAUUCCCACAUCUAGCUCCUCGAGAUUCAGAGACGAGGGCACAGGCCACCGAGGAUGCACAUCCACGUGGUCUUCGAUGGCUUUCGGCCAGCAGUCGUCAGUAUGGUGACCAGCUAUUCCAGUACAAGCUGUGGUUAGACGCGAUGGACACCGUGGUGUGGCAACCUUACCGUGAGAGAGCACUUCAUCUCAGAGGUAGUGUGAUACAGUCUGAGACAUUUCGAGCAGUAGUGCCACUUAUCUGCUUUUCAUCGGUGAUGUGGCAUCAUCCAGACCGCGUGCUCCGGCAGUUUGGCAUGAGGCAGCAUGAGCCUCAUCAGCCACAUCCU
Messenger RNA from Linum tenue, 1107 nucleotides. Lineage: Eukaryota; Viridiplantae; Streptophyta; Magnoliopsida; Malpighiales; Linaceae. The record is from the annotation of a GenBank genome assembly.